Molecule: messenger RNA, 741 nt
Organism: Penicillium nucicola
Lineage: Eukaryota; Fungi; Ascomycota; Eurotiomycetes; Eurotiales; Aspergillaceae
Product: alpha/beta hydrolase
Exons: 2
Coding region: 1-741 (246 amino acids)
Source: RefSeq, a predicted model, not a curated record
AUGGCCAAACCAACCCUCAUCUUCGCGCCGGGCGCAUGGUACCCAUCAACAGCCUUCGAUCCGAUCUUCCCCAAACUCUCAGAUUACAAGUGCCGUAGCAUCGCCUUCCCAUCAAUCAUCAAAGCAACCGAAGUCAAAGAUCUCGAGCCAGACACGCAGGCCGUGCGCUCGGCCGUGCAGGAAGAAGUCGACGCAGGCCACGACGUCAUUGUGAUUGCGCACAGUUGGGCUGGACUCCCCGUCAACAGCGCAUUAGACGGACUGAGCAAGCUUGAACGGGAAGCCGAAGGCCUGAAAGGCGGCGUGGUCAAGCUCGUGUUCAUUGCGGCGUUUUUGCCGCAGAUUGGCGAGGGGCUGAUCGGCGCUUUUGGCGGGACGCCCCCGCCGUGGUAUGUUGUGGAUGAGGAAACAAACACCUUCACGACGAGUGAUCCGCAGUUCUUGUUUUUCCAUGAUGUUCCUGAUGGCGCGGAUUGGGCGAAAUCGCUUCGGCCUCAUGCUUGUGCUACUAAGACGGCCCCUGCGACCAGUACAGCCUAUAUGAAUAUUUCUACUUCUUUCUUGCUCUGUGAGGAGGAUCGCGCGAUUCCAGUCGCUGUGCAGCAGAUCCUGGUUGAUCGGGCAUGCAAGAGGGGUGCUGAGAUUGAAACUGAGAAGAUUCAGACUGGGCAUACACCUUGGCUAGUUGUUCCUGAUCAGGUGGUGGCUUAUAUCAAAAGACAGGCUGGAGACUCAGAGUAA